CCAAUGCGCGCGCGGCGGCGUUUCCGGCGGGAAGCUGAGGAGGGGACCCGAGUCACCGCCACGGACGCCCCGCGCGGGCCCGCGUCCCGCCAUGAAGUUUCGGGCCAAGAUCGUGGACGCGGCGUGUCUGAACCACUUCACGCGGGUCAGUGCCAUGAUAGCCAAGUUGGCCAAGACGUGCACGCUCCGCAUCAGCCCGCAGAAGCUGAACUUCAUCCUCUCCGACAAAGUGGCCAGCGGGGGCGUGAGCAUGUGGUGUGAGCUGGAGCAGGAGAACUUCUUCAGUGAAUUCCAGAUGGAGGGUGUCUCUGCAGAAAACAACGCCAUCUACCUAGAGCUGACCUCGGAAAAUCUCUCUCGGGCCUUGAAGACGGCCCAGAAUGCCAGAGCCCUGAAGGUCAAGCUGACGAACAAACACUUCCCCUGCCUCACCGUGUCCAUAGAGCUGUUGUCUGUGUCGAGCAGUAGCCGCAUUGUGACACACGACAUCCCCGUUAAGGUUAUUCCUAGAAAAUUGUGGAAGGAUUUGCAAGAACCUACAGUUCCGGACUCCGACGUCAGCGUUUAUCUUCCGGUCUUGAAGACGAUGAAGAGCGUCGUGGAGAAAAUGAGGAACCUCAGCAAUCACCUUAUUAUCGAAGCAAACCUAAGUGGAGACUUGAACUUGAAAAUAGAAACAGAACUAGUGUGUGUUACAACUCACUUUAAAGACCUGGGGAACCCUCCAUUGGCCUCGGAGGACGCCUCCCAGGAUCGAGACCCAGCGCAGAUGGCUGAAGUGCACAUAGACAUCCGGAAGCUCCUGCAGUUCCUUGCUGGGCAGCAAGUGAACCCCACGCGGGCCGUGUGCAACAUUGUCAGCAACAAGCUUGUCCAUUUUGAUUUGCUCCAUGAAGACGUGUCCCUGCAGUACUUCAUCCCGGCCUUCUCCUAGCCCGCCUCCGGCCACGUGCGUCUGCGCGUUACUCUGCCCCACCGUGAUAGUCUAGCUAAAAACUGAGUUUGUGGAAGACAGCUGGAUAAACAUACUUCUUUAUGUGACGUUUUGUUCUCGUGUCUGUUUUGUCGUUAAGACAUGGGAAAUGGGAACAAGAGCACGUAUCUAUGCAGACUUCAGGUAGGGUGGGGCUCCCAGACGCUGCCCGGCUCUGGCUCUGCUCCUUGGAGCCUGAUAACUGGGGCACACAGAGGUCACACAGGGCAGCGGGGGUGUUGAGGGGUGCCCGGCUGCCGCUCGUGGAGCCUGGGGUCCGCGCCCGUGAAGGCCGAGUCCCUGGGCUCAGCUGCUGGUCCGCCAGGGUCCCUGAGGCCCACGGGGGUCCUCAGUGAUGGUCCUCACCAUCCUGUCUUCAUGCGCAGCACUCGGCUGUCUGGAAAACACAUGGUAUUUGGACAAAGAAGAGCUCCGGGGGCUGUGUUCAGGGCUGAGACGACGUCUGGUCUCUGCACGGGCGAGCCGGCCUCCGCCUGACAGGGUCUGCUUUCUCAUCCGCCAGGGCCUGCCCCAUCGCAUCCCGUGGUGGGAGAGUUCCCUCUGCCCUGUGGACGGGAUGUCGUGAGCAGUGUCUUAACUCCCGCGACAGCCAAGCAGUGAGGCCGUGGCCUGGGGUAGAGGAGGAAGGGGGACAUUUGCACAAGUGGAAAACUCUUCUGUGGCCUUUUCUGAGUCUGGGGUGAAAACCAGCAUUUGAGUGCCUCUCUGGAUGCUGAUAUUAUCAGUGGUAGUUCACAUGGGGCCUAAUACUUGGUCACGUAACGUUUUAAAGCCAGCUCGUCAUUUUGCUUUUCAAGCCUCUCUCCUCUCUUUGGCUGCGGCCAGCGGUAAAACUUAGAAACUCCUGAUGUUCGAUGAAGCAAUGUCUGAAAAUAGUUGAUAAAACUUUUCUUGUUGUUGUUAAAGAAAAUGCGUAGUCAGUUACUAGAUGAGGAAAUUGGUUCUUUCUGAUUAUUUAAACGAUGUUUAACAUGUAAUGAA
This is a messenger RNA of Lutra lutra (Eurasian river otter), 1975 nucleotides long. RefSeq names its product HUS1 checkpoint clamp component (gene HUS1). Gene Ontology annotation, cellular component: site of double-strand break; nucleolus; checkpoint clamp complex. Bases 92 to 934 code for a protein of 280 amino acids. Gene Ontology annotation, biological process: mitotic intra-S DNA damage checkpoint signaling; meiotic DNA integrity checkpoint signaling; double-strand break repair via homologous recombination. The record is from RefSeq and is a predicted model, not a curated record. The transcript is spliced from 8 exons. Lineage: Eukaryota; Metazoa; Chordata; Mammalia; Carnivora; Mustelidae.